AUGGCUUUCAGUGCUGGAGCAGCAGGCAAUUUCCUCGCUCCUCUCAAUUCUUUGAGUGUCAACGCAUUCAAGACGGUGCAAGAGAUCGAUGUCCAAGGCUCCUUCAAUGUCACCAAGGCCUGCCUACCUUACCUGUUGGAAAGUACUAAGCGUCACUCAGCCUCCGGACCGUCGGGGCGAAUAAUCUUUGUCAGCGCAACCAACCACUAUACGGGUAUUCCCCUUCAGAGUCAUGUCAACGUCGCCAAAGCUGGUGUCGACGCUCUCAGCGCCAGCAUCGCAAUUGAGUAUGGACCUCUCGGCAUUACCUCUAAUGUCAUUGCACCAGGUCCGAUUGGAGAUACUGAAGGCUUUAGUCGUUUGGUCAAGGGGUGGUCGCCCGGUCAACAACCGUGGAAAAGUUUGCCUCUCGGCCGCUGGGGUGUCGUCAAGGAUAUUGCAGAUGCAACAGUGUUUCUGUUCAGUGACGCCGCAAAUUAUGUGAACGGAGAGGUUUUGGUUGUCGACGGUGCCUCCUGGAGGGUAGGGUAUGGUCCUGGACGUGACUAUCCAUACCCAGACUCGGUCAUGCCUGAUUCAGAUAUAUCGAGUACAGUCGGACGGUCCAGACAGCACAGGGCUUCCAAGAUCUGA
Molecule: messenger RNA, 633 nt
Organism: Fonsecaea monophora
Lineage: Eukaryota; Fungi; Ascomycota; Eurotiomycetes; Chaetothyriales; Herpotrichiellaceae
Product: 2,4-dienoyl-CoA reductase (NADPH2), variant
Exons: 1
Coding region: 1-633 (210 amino acids)
Biological process (GO): fatty acid catabolic process
Molecular function (GO): 2,4-dienoyl-CoA reductase (NADPH) activity
Source: RefSeq, a predicted model, not a curated record